Molecule: messenger RNA, 6828 nt
Organism: Danio rerio (zebrafish)
Lineage: Eukaryota; Metazoa; Chordata; Actinopteri; Cypriniformes; Danionidae
Source: RefSeq, a predicted model, not a curated record
GUGUGUGUGUCUUGUGCACGUGGAUGCAGUAAUGUGUGCAGCGCUGCCAUGUUGCUGAGGCUGCAGGCUGGCACAGAUGAGAUCUCGGUGAAGGGUGAACACACACAGAGAGAGAGAGAGAGAGAAUGAAAAAAGAGUGAGUGAGAGAGCGAGCGAGCGAGCGUGCACGUGAAGGGGGGAUCUAGUGCAUAAGGGCGGAGCUCUGCAUCAGGCAAUACCUUCUCUCUCUCUUUCUCUCCAUCUCUGAUCUGGCUGCCGGUGCUCCAGUCUCUCCUCUAUUUCAGCAGCAUCAUCUCCAUCUUUUGUUCUGGAAUAUUCUGGUCACCUGCGCGAGCGACAGGAGGCUUUGGAGUGUGUGUGUGUGUGAGUGUGUGAGGGAAGGAUGGUUUUGCCGGCUGGUUGUGUGGCGUUUGUGCAGCGAGUGUGUUGGGCAUCUGCGGCGUCUCUGCGUGAGCCAUGAGCCGCUCCGUCUCCUGCUCAAUGCUCAACUGCUUCGGUGAGGAGGGGCCGCCCAGCCUGGAGUACAUUCAGGCCCGGGAUCUGUUUCCCCAGAAAGAGCUGCUCAAAGAGGACGACACUCUACAGGUGCCGUUCCCCGUCCUGCAGGGCGAGUGGGUGGAGUUUCUGGGUCGUGCAGAUGAUGCCGUCAUCGCCAUCUCCAACUACAGGCUGCACAUCAAAUUCAAAGACUCCAUCAUCAAUGUUCCUCUGAGGCUCAUUGAGAGUGUGGAGAGCAGAGACAUGUUUCAGCUCCACAUCAUCUGCAAAGACUCGAAAGUAGUGAGGUGUCAUUUCUCGACGUUCAAGCAGUGUGAGGAGUGGCUGAAGCGUCUGCAGCGAGCGAUCACACACCCCGCGCGUCUGGAGGAGCUGUUCGCUCUGGCUUAUCACGCCUGGUGUUUAGGAGCAAACACUGAUGAUGAAGACCAGCACCUGCAUCUGUGCAGACCAGGUGAUCACGUGCGUCACAGGCUGGAGGUGGAGGUCAAGCGGAUGGGCUUCGACAUGCAGAAUGCCUGGAGAGUCUCUGACAUCAACACCAACUACAAGCUGUGCUCCAGUUAUCCUCAGAAGCUGCUGGUGCCCGUCUGGAUCACAGAUAAAGAGCUGGAGAGCGUGGCCUCCUUCAGGUCCUGGAAGAGGAUUCCUGUGGUGGUUUACAGACACCAGCGUAACGGAGCGGUGAUCGCCCGCUGCAGCCAGCCGGAGAUCAGCUGGUGGGGCUGGAGAAACACAGAGGAUGAAUAUCUGGUCACAUCCAUAGCCAAAGCCUGUCAACUGGACGGAGGAUCUCGAGCCGGCAGGAGCAGAGGAGACGGACCUGACUCAGACAGCGACUUCGACUCGUCUCUGACGGGAUGUCCUGCUCCAGACUCCAGCGCCGCCGCACAGAAGCUGCUUAUUCUGGACGCUCGCUCCUAUACUGCAGCCGUGGCCAACCGCGCCAAAGGAGGCGGCUGCGAGUGUGAAGAGUAUUAUCCCAACUGUGAGGUGAUGUUCAUGGGCAUGGCCAACAUCCACUCCAUCAGGAACAGCUUUCAGUCGCUCAGAGCCGUCUGCAGUCAGAUCCCAGAUCCUGGAAAUUGGCUGUCGGCUCUGGAGAGCACCCGCUGGCUGCAGCAUCUGUCUGUCAUGCUGAAAGCUGCCAGUCUGGUGUGCUCGGCGCUGGAGCGGGACGGCCGGCCUGUGCUGGUCCACUGUUCAGACGGAUGGGACAGAACACCUCAGAUUGUGGCCCUCGCUAAGAUCCUUCUGGACCCCUUCUACAGAACCAUAGAGGGUUUUCAGGUGCUGGUGGAGACGGAGUGGCUGGAUUUUGGUCAUAAGUUUGCGGACCGCUGUGGUCAUCAGGAGAACGGGGAUGAUGUGAGUGAGCAGUGUCCGGUGUUUCUGCAGUGGCUGGACUGUGUUCAUCAGCUCCUCAAGCAGUUCCCCUGCCUCUUCGAGUUCAACGAGGCCUUUCUGGUGAAGCUGGUCCAGCACACAUACUCGUGUCUGUACGGCACGUUUCUGUGUAAUAACGGUAAAGAGCGCGAGACCCGUAACGUCUACAAGAGGACCUGCUCUAUCUGGUCUCUUCUGCGCACUGGAAACAAGAACUUCCAGAACUUCCUCUAUAUUCCCUGUCAUGACAUGGUCCUCCAGCCGGUGUGUCACACUCGUGCUCUUCAGCUGUGGACUGCAGUGUAUCUGCCCUCAUCAUCGCCCUGCACUGCAGCUGAAGACGCCGUGGAGGUUUACCUGAGCCCAGGUGCUGGAGACCGAGAAGAAUUCAGCUCUCGCUCCCUCGACAGGCUCCCAAAAACACGCUCGAUGGACAACCUGCUGUCUGCGUGUGAGAAUGGUGUGACCCUGACCCGUACCUCCAGUGACCCCAACCUGAACAAGCACUGCCCGGAGGGACGGCCCUCGCUGGAGCCCAACCCACCCCUGAUUCUGGCUCCAGACGCCGGAGCCCUUAGAGAAGAGCUGGAGAAUCACCAGAGUUUACCAUCUGAACAGCUGGAGGAUGACCAGGGGGUGGAGCCAUGUUUGACAACCCAGCCCCUCCCAUCAAUACCCCGACCAUUAGCAAUAGAACAAGCCCCUCCUCCUUUGAUUUCAAACCAAUCACCGCCUCAGAUCACACACAGUCCCCUCCCCCCUUCAGACGUGCACGUCAGAACUGCAGAAAUCACUUCCACGGCUUCUCUAUGUAAUGGAUUUGCACAUGUAGAAAACACUAGAGAGUCAUCAUCAGACUCCGUCGAGACUCUCACAGAGCAAAGUGUGUGUGUUGAAGUGAAAAAGCCGGAUGAAGUGCGUAACGGCGCGCUGGUUUUGCUGAGAGAGCGUCCUCAUGCGGUGGAGUACGCUAAAACUGCACGGCGUCUGAUUUCUACCAGUCCGCUGCCGGAUCUCUCUCUACUGGGCUCUCAGUGGGACAGUGUGCAGGGAAUGGUGCAGUCCGCCUGUGGGGGCGCUAUUCAGCAUGGGAGCUAUCAUGGACGCCGGCUAGCUAACAAACUCCUGCGUGCACAGGCUGGCAGCAGUGUUGGUGGUGGGCCGUGUUGCCAUCGGGACCCUCUGCGUGCUCCUGGAAGUCCCAUUCAAUCAGGCUGGUUCUCAGCAGUGAAGAGCUCUGGCUAUGCCGCUCUCUGCUCUUCCUCUUUAGGUCCGUCUCUGCGCCAGCUCCUGCCGUCCCACUCCUGCCCGUCUGCGGGGUCUUCAGCAUAUCUGGACGACGAUGGGCUGCCGGUGGCUCUGGACGCGGUGCAGCAGCGGCUCAGGCAGAUCGAGGCAAGCUAUAAGCAGGAGGUAGAGGUCCUGAGGCGGCAGGUUCGACAGCUGCAGCUCAAACUGGAGAGCAAACAGUUCUGCACGCCGCCCUCGGAGCCCGAUGUGGACUACGAGGACGAUAUUACGUGUUUGCGCGAAUCUGACGGCAGUGAGGAUUCAGACUCUCUGUCCAGUCGCAGUGAGGAUCGCUUCAGUGAGGGCAGCUGGGAUCGAGUUGAGAGGAAAGACACAGAGGUCACUCGGUGGGUCCCGGAUCACAUGGCUUCUCACUGCUUUAACUGUGACUGUGAGUUCUGGAUCGCCAAACGCCGCCACCACUGCAGGAACUGUGGGAAUGUGUUUUGUAAAGACUGCUGCCACCUGAAGCUGCCCAUUCCAGACCAGCAGCUGUACGACCCGGUUCUAGUCUGCAAUACCUGCUACGACCUGCUGCUGGAGUCCCGAACGCGAGAGUUACGCUCGCAGCAGCUGAAAAAGGCCAUCGCCACCGCCUCCAGCUGAGAGACCGAUGCUCUCUACAGUCAAACACACCCAGAGCGGACGUCCCGCUGCACACCGGGAGCGUUUCUAACACACAGCGCUGCUCUGCUCGAGGACGUUCAGGUUCAGACGCCCAGAACAGCGUUUUCUUCUGCAUCUGGAAAUCAAUAUGCAUCGUCACACCGCAGAGGAGGAAAACACGGGACAAUCAUCCAGAGGCUCACUAUUUAAACCCAGAGAAGACUGCUGCUGCUGCUGCUGCUACAGUAUUUAAAAUGAUUCUACUUUUGUAUCCUUAUGAUUUUUCGUGCACUACAGAGAGAGGGGAUCCGAGACCAAAACUGGAGAAAUCUGCAGUUGUUUACUUGCUGUUUGUUUGUUUGUCUGCUGUUUGAGGCUUGAAUGUACUGUUUGUUUGUUGAUCGUGCAGUUUCUGAACAGAUUUAAAGAGACGGUUCACACAAAAGUAAAAAUCUAAAUGUACUAUUUACUUUCCGACAAGUUGAUACGCAAAAGAAGAUGUUUUGAAGAAUGUUGGAAUUUGGUGGUUUCCAUAGUAUUCCCCCCCCCACUAUAGUAGGUAAUGGGUUCCGAUUUCAAACAUUUUUGGCCAUGAUAUUUUUUUAUUUUGUUUGCACAUAUUGAAAUUCAACAUUUUACAUGCAUUUAUUUACAACAAUAACAAACACUGCAGGUACAAACUAUACAAAGCAAAAGAAUAUAAGAGAUAUAGAUAUAUUAGAAAAGAAUAUGUGUUAAAAACUCCAAAACAAAACAGCAACUAAAUAAAAAUGCUCCUGUUUUGUUUACUGUUAAUCUCGUCAAAAGUGACUAAUAUAAUAACAUCAUCUUUUGUGUUGAACUGAUGAGACUCGAGCAGGUUUUUGAUUGGGAAUUGAUGGCAGAAUUUACAUUUUAGUGUGAACUGUCCCUUUAAAUAAACACUCCACUUAUUUCUUUUUUUUUGCAAAUACGCUUAUUUUACAGCUCCUCUACAGUUAAACAGUGGAUAUUUACCAUUGUUGAAUCCAUUCAGCCGAUCUCCGGGUCUGGCGGGAGCACUUUUAGCUUAGCUUAGCAUAGAUCAUUGAAACAGAUUAGACCAUUAGCAUCUCAUGGUCAUUUUUCUACUGCGUGUGUUAAAUCAUGCAUUUCAUUAUUGAAGUAGAUUAGAGUGAUUUUAUUAGCGCUAAACUGGAGGAUGGUAGUAUUACACUUGCAUAAGGCAUUAUGAAUUAUUGCAGACUCAUCUGAUGGAUGGAUUUAACCUCAUAAAACCCGAUGAAAAUGGAUAGAGGCCUUAAAAUGAUCAACAUUAUCAAACUUGAUACUGAUAACAUUGGCUUCAUACCUUCUGUUUACUGAUCCGAUGAAGGCUUUUUAGAGGUUUUCCUUGCCUCUUCUGAAGCUACAUUAUGCAGUAAGACUGAAAAGUUGUUCUUUUCUAGACUGUUAUAAUUCAGCCGAUAUCUGGGCUUGAUGAGAGCACGAUUAGCUUAGCUUAGCAUAGAUCAUUGAAUCGGAUUAGACCAUUAGCAUCUCUUGAUCAUUUUCCUGGUUAAAGCUUGCCUCUUCUGAAGCUACAUUGUGCAUUAAGACUGACAGAAAAUGAAAAGUUUUCUAGGUUGAUAUGACUAGGAACUAUACUAAUUGUGGCGUGAUAAUCAUGGAACUUUUCUGCAUUAAAAUUGACUGCAUGGUCGGCAGUAAAGUUCCUUUAUUAUUAUGCCAGAAUUAGUAUAGUUCCUAGUCAUAACAACCUAGAAAACAGCAACUUUUCAUUUUUCUGUCAGUCUUAAUGCACAAUGUAGCUUCAUAAGAGGCAAGCAUUAACUGGGAAAAUGAUCAAGAGAUGCUAAUGGUCUAAUUCGAUUUAAUGAUCUAUGCUAAGCUAAGCUAAAAGUGUUCGGGUCAAGCCCAGAUAUCGGCUGAAUUAUAAGAGUCUAGAAAAGAACAACUUUUCAUUUUCUGUCAGUCUUCAUGCAUAAUGUUGCUUCAGAAGAGGCAAGCUUUAACCAGGAAAAUGAUCAAGAGAUGCUAAUGGUCUAAUCCGAUUCAAUGAUCUAUGCUAAGCUAAGCUAAAACUGCUCCCCCUUGACCCAAAGAUCGGCUGAAUGGAUUGAUCAAUGGUGAAACUCCACUGUUUAACUCUAGAAACGUUGUGAAAAUGAAUAAUAAAAGUGAAGUGUUCCCUUUUAAGCUGCUAGUUUGCUUCGUAAAGAUCCUUAUUUUUCCAGUCACUCUUUUUGAAACUGCGCUUUAAGCUUAACUGUGAAAAUCCACUCUCUUGUUUGAUUGUGAAAUCAAUGUUUUAAAUGCCAAAAUCCAACUCAGAUUCCAACAUAUCAGAACUCGAUAAUAGGGAAAUCACUCAUCGCAGUUUGACGCAGAUCAAGCUGAUCAUGUUUGCACCGUUAACCUGUCUGUUGUUGUGGUAACUAUACUCAUAUUGCACUGCGCCGCCACAAAACUAGCGCUAGUUUCUUUUCUACGACUUCAUCUGAACGCUCGUCGAUCUCCAAAACCCAGACACAGGUCAACUACUGGCCAUUUCAUGCUUUUGUCUUCUGUGUCUGGUGAAAAACAAACAGCAUCACCUCACAUUUGUUCAAACUAAGAGUUCUGGUUUCUUUUCCGUCAUGUGGUCUGUGUUUUCAGAGCCGGUGGAUGAUGGUGUGGUGUUUAACGCUGAUCCUCUCAGCAGUGCCAUGUGUUUUAUUUUCUUACUGGUUUGUAACUUUAACAUGUUUAAUGGUAGAUGCUUAACAACAAACAACAACAGAAGAAGAGGAAUGAUGAUGAUGAUAGAGGAGCUGAUCUACACACACUGAGAAGCGUUUGGGUUUGGUCUGAUGGAUUAUCGCUUGUUUUGUUUUUUCAUGGUGUUAAUGAAGGACACAUUUUGAGUUGAAACAUUAAAAAAAUAAUAAAAAAGGAACCCAGAAAUGUGAUGUAUAGUUAUCCGGUCUGUAUAGUGGCUCAGAUUUGUCACUUAGUGAAUAAUUGUUGUAAAGAAAUGCACUGUACAAGUUCAAUCCCAUGGGUUAAAUAAAUCUUUAUCAGCCGACU